CUCCAAGUGGACUUUGUGUUUCAUUGGGAAAGCACGCCAAAGGAUGCAAGUGUAAUCCAGGAAAAAACACAUCCUAUUGUUUCUUAGGAUCGCACACGGAUCUGUAGCCCGCACUUCUCAACGGCAGUACGAAGAAACGUACUGUACAGUGAAGCCGUAAGCAUCUGAUUUGGUGCCACCAUGAGUGGGGGAGUGAAUGUGAAAAGUCUUCCACGAGCCCAGCCGGGCUCCGGCAUUCCUCUGCACAGGACAAGACACCCCUCCCCGAAACCUGAACCCAAGAGCACCAGCAGUGGCCUUCCGAGACCGUCCACACACAUCCCCGUUAGCAACAAAACCUCCUGUAGCAGCAGCCCUACAGCUGUCUCCUCCAGAGAUAUGCUGAGGGACACCACCCUCAGAAACCAGCAUCUGCUACUAAGAGGCAGUCCACCUAGUCAACGUUCUUCCACCCAUCCUCAAACUCAGACCCAAGACUCUAGAUCAGCCCACAGCAGUCCACAAGUUCGACGGAAAGAGUCCCCACUUUUGAGGGGUGCUCUGGAUGGGUCCAAGAGUUUGCUUGAUCUUCGGUCCAACGGCAACAAGAACUUCCAGAGUGGAAUCUUUCGUUCUCAGAUGGGAAGAAUGGACAACGAUAACAGUUUGAUCUCAGAAGAACUCAAAUACCAUGAGGAGAGCGCUGCUUCUGGAAGCAGUCACAGCAAGACGGGAAUCCCUUUGUUCAGAUUUAUUAACAAAAACUUGAGGCCUGGUCCAGCAGCCACUAACGUAGAUACGGGUCUCCUCAGAGUCCGUCGAGAGAGAGUGUCCCUGCAGAACAGUGCCUCUAGUAGUUUUUCAGAUGAGGAGAUGUGCACCCCAGAUGACCUCAGCCCGGAGGUCCCACAAAAACCACCCCCCGAGACUACUGCAGUCCCAAAACAGGAAACCUCUAGUGUUGAGAGGCUCAAUGCCAAACAGUCACCGAAGGUCAAUAUGGCUGCUGUGGCACCUUUCAGAUACAGACUGCAGAUUCAGGAAGAUAUACCUCUGGAUGACUUCAGUGACUGUUCCUCUGACUCAAUAGAAGUCUGCUGUGAUGACCUCAAUACUGGAGGAAUGCUUGGGGGUAGCCCAAGAGGACAAGGAGUAGAUCUGGAGACUGAAGCUGACAAAACGUCCGAAGCCAAGACCCCCCAGGGCCAGGCGGGAGCCAACGGAGUUGGGGGCAUGGCUGCGAAAAGGGGCAAGUCAGGACUCCCACAGGCUACUCCUCGGGCUGAGCUAAAGGUCUACCGAGCUGGAAACUCUGAGGGUCAUCUUCCAGUACCUAGUAACCUGCGCAAGCAGAAGUCAUUAACCAAUCUAUGUGUGCUUACGGACGCCGAGAAGAAGAUGCACCUGUACCAGCCCAAGUGGUCGGAUGACAUGGAAAAACCAGGGGCAAGUCAGAACAAGUCAGGCAAGCUCAAAGAUGCCGGAGGGGGUACAGGCAAGGGUAUCCCACUUUCCAAGAACCUUUCAAAGUCAGAGCAUUCACUGUUUCAGGGAAAGCCAAAACCCUUUAGCCCACCUUCCAAACUGGGCAAAGCCAGUCGGAUACCUAAGGGUCCUUAUGCUGAGGUCAAACCCAUCAGCAAGGCUCAAGAGCUGGCAGAUGACGGCAAGUCAGAUGAUGAGAUCUUGUCCAGCAAGGCUAAAACGAAUGGUAAGAAAACUGUAAGUGGUACCUCAGGAGCAGCCACCCCAGGUGGGGGCAGAGGGGACAAAGAUGCACCAGAACCAGAGGAAGGGGACAAGACCUUUCUAAAGGUGGAUCCUGAACUGGUUGUAACGGUACUUGGGGACCUGGAGCAGCUUCUCUUCAGUCAGAUGUUGGAUCCCGAGUCCCAGAGGAAACGUACCGUUCAGAAUGUCCUUGACCUCCGGCAGAACCUGGAAGAUACCAUGUCCAGCUUACGGGGGUCACAGCUCAGCCACAGCUGUACUGAGAGCAGCAUGUGCUACGACAGCGAUGAGACUAAUGCCCGCAGCAUCUCUAGCUUGUCCAACCGUUCCUCCCCUCUCUUCUGGCGCCAAAGCCAGUCCAGCCCUCGGUUGCAGGCUGGUGACGCCCCCUCCUCCGGGGUCUCUGCCCACUCGCUGCCCAUCCGAGCAAUAACGCAGACCAGUCACCUGCAGCACAUCCAGCUCAUCGAGGGCCUGGACGCCGCGGACGAUGACCUGGCUGACCUCAAGUCUGUUUACCUCAGCGACGGCAACCUGACAGGCAAGAGCCAACCAGAAGAAGAGGAUGACGACGAUGAUAACGUUGAUGUAGACGUCGAUGAUGACGACCUAGCCAAUGGUUGGGAUGAAAGCAGCUCCAUCAGCAGCGGUUUGAGUGACGGUUCAGACAACCUCAGCUCAGAGGAGUUCAACGCAGGCUCUUCCCUCAACUCCCUGCCAACAACUCCCAUUGGCUCCCGACGAAACUCCGCCAUCGUGCUGCGCACUGAUGCCGAGAAGCGCUCACUGGUUGAAAGUGGCCUUUCCUGGUACAGCGAGGAGAGGAAGGCUCAGUGUAGGAACGAGGGAGGAUACGACACGGGCAGCCUUAAGGCGGAGUCUUCCAGCAAGUGGAAAAAAAGCAGAUCUCAGGAUGACACGGGUGUCAAGGGUGAGCUGAGGAAACCGCAGACGCUUGGCCACCCACCCAGCGGACUGAAGAAGAGCCGUAACCCUCCUGUAGGCGUGACUUCCCCCAUCACGCACACCUCACAGAGCAUGCUCAAAGUGCCAGGAGUUCCAAAGAACGAUCAGCGAGUCGUGGACAAAGCCAAAACGGCAGUGAAAACAUCAGGCUUACAGCGCUCCAGUUCGGAUGCAGGGAAAGAUCGUGGUGAGCACCGAAAACCCCCUUCCGGUCUUGUCCGGCCCUCCGCCAGCACGGUUCAUUCCUUUGGUUACAAGAAAUCCAUUCCAACUACCGGCACUGCCACUGUACUAACAAAUAGUGGAAGCACCAUCUCCGGAGACUCUCCUAUUGUGAACAAAACUCCUAAAACCUCUGGUAUCCCAGUGAAACCCUCUGCCGGUGGGGUAGGUGGAGGACGAAAGACCAGUCUUGAUGUGUUGAACUGUGAUCAAAGUUUCAUGGCUCCGAACGUACGCAACAACAUCCAGUAUCGUAGUCUCCCGAGACCUGCUAAGUCCAGCACCUUGAGUCUGACGGGAGGACGGCCGGGCGCUCGUCCCUUCAGCAGCAACAUGGAGGCUGGUUUGCAGGGCCUAAAAACAGUCCCCACCCCGUCUAGACUGAAGGAACCAGGCAGUGUGAAGAGCUCCCAUCGGGCCAGUACAGGAGGGUGCACUCCAGUCAACCAGACGGACCGUGAGAAGGAGAAGGCCAAAGCCAAGGCAGUGGCGUCUGAUUCUGAGUGUGGUGGAGGCAGCCUGCUAAAGAACGGCACAUUGACACCAACACAGAGCUCGCUGGAGCCUCCUUCCAAACUACUGGGACUUCGGCUGCCAUCCAGCGUGGGCAAAUAUUCAGAGCUGCCCUCUCCCAACUCUCAGAGGCCCUCCAGUGCCAGAUCUCUGCCCAAACCUGCUCACCUGGACAAGGUCAACUCCAACAGCCUGGACUUUGGGAUAAUCAGCGUGGAGGACCAGCUUCCUCCAAAAGUGCCGCCCUUCUCCAAAUUACAAGAUCUGUCAGGAAUUAGCAGCACAAGCUGUCUGACACCCAGUCCGGCUCCCAUCCUCAACGUCAACUCCUCUGAGUGUUUCUCCAGCGCCACCGUGGGCCGAGGGGGCAGCGCUGGCGGCUCUCCCUCGCUCUACCCCCGCCUCUCUGGGCUACACCGUAGCAUGGAGUCCUUGUCACUACAGAUGAGCGUGUCUCCUGCAGGGGGCAGCAUGAUGGAGCCCAGGCCCAGACAUGAGGACAGAGGGACGGAUGGUGGCUGGUCGACAGGAAGCAGAGCCUCACUCACGCUCACGACAGACAGCUCACAAAGGGACAGAAAUACUCUCCCAAAGAAAGGCUUAAGCCAGCACAUCUCCUCGCAGGCUGAGGAGGACAGUAAAGAGAGACGUCACUCGCACACUAUAGUGAGCCUGACUGAGACCAACAGUCCGCCGCAGUUCCCUUCACCCAUACUGACAGGAAAAACACCACUGACGAGCAUCAUAGCACCCAGCCCCACCUCAGGAACGCCAAGAAUGACCAGAUCCAACAGCAUCCCUGCUCACGAGGCCAGUUUUGAGCUGUAUCAGGGCUCUCCUCUGGGCAGCACCCUAUCGCUCGCCGAGCGACCCAAGAGCAUGAUCCGAUCCGGCUCCUUCAGAGACAGAGAAGCCUGCGAUGACGUUCAUGGCUCAGUGCUCUCACUGGCGUCUAAUGCCUCCUCCAGCUACUCCUCAGCGGAGGAGAGAAUACAGGGUGAGCAAAUCCGUAAGCUGAGGAGGGAGCUGGAGUCUUCACAGGAGAAGGUGGCCAAUCUGACCUCACAGCUGUCUGCUAAUGCCAACCUGGUGGCAGCGUUUGAGCAGAGUCUGACCCUCAUGACCUCUCGACUCCAGAACCUCUCCUUCGGCGCUGAGCAGAAGGACAGUGAAUUACUGGACCUUAGAGAAACAAUCGACAACCUUAAGACCAAGAACAUGGAGGCCCAGGCCGUCAUCCAUGUGGCACUCAAUAACCCAGAUAUGGCCCCUAAAGAGUUGCGAAUUAGGAGGCAGAACUCAUCCGAGAGCAUCUCUAGUCUGAACAGCAUUACCAGCCACUCCAGUGUGGGGAGCCUGAAAGACGAUGCCAAGAAGAAGAAGAAAAAGAACUGGUUACGAAGUUCUUUUGGCAAGGCGUUCAGCAUUAAAAAGGGCGCUAAAGAUGGCUCCAUGUACUCUGAUAUUGAAGAGAUCGCCACUCCAGACUCUUCUGCACCUAACUCACCAAAACUGGGUCAUGAAGAGGGAGAGAACCCGCCCACUUCCCUCCCAUCCAGCCAAUCAGCCGCUUCCUCUGUGAUCCAUGAAAGUAACGAGGAAAACGAGAGUGAUGAGAAGAUGGUGUCAGAGCUGCGGUCUGAGCUGUGGGAGAAAGAGAUGAAACUGACGGACAUCCGGCUAGAAGCGCUGAGCUCAGCACAUCAGCUGGAGCAUCUACGAGAAGCCAUGAACAACAUGCAUAGGAUGGUGGACAGUCUUAAGGCAGAGAAUGAUCAGCUGAAAACAGGAAGUGCUCCAUCAUCCCUUGUCCUCCCUUGCGGCCCACCUUCUACUUCCACCUCCCAGCCAUCUGGUCUGGCCAGCUUCCUGAACUCCAACCAAACCAAACCACCCAUGAGCCUCACCAAGUCCUUCAGCCUCAGCCUCAAUGAGUGCUCCAACACUGACAUUGCUCCUAUGGAGUUACUGAGUCUGCCAUCUCAGAGAGAUGAGGCCUUAACUCGUGUAGUGGUCCGUAUAGCUGACCAGCAAGUGUCCAGAGAGCAGGUGAGGCAGCAGGAUUUUUACAUCGGCUCUGUGAGGAUUCAUGGGAAAACGGAGUGGACUGUGUUAGACAUGGACAUUUCCACAGCUUUUGGGAACUACAUUUCGCAGGUGGAUCCCAGUGCGAGUAUGGGACUGUCUGUCGACUCUAUCCACAGUUACAUUAUUAAUCAGAGCAGGAGGGUGCUUGGAGCCGAAGCCCCAGAAAGUUCACCCUGUGACUGUUUAAAAAAGGGUCCUGGACUCAUCACUGUCACCCUUAAAGGUUUUAAGGAGAAGUGUGUGGACAGUCUGGUGUUUGAGACGAUUAUCCCCAAGCCCAUGAUGCAACACUACAUAAGCCUGCUUCUGAAGCACCGACGGCUGGUACUGUCGGGCCCCAGCGGCGCGGGAAAGACCUACCUCACCACCCGACUGGCUGAGUACCUGCUGGAGAGGAGCGGCCGUGACCCCGGCCCUGGCCUUAUCACCACCUUCAACAUGCACCAACAGACCUGCAAGGACCUCCAGUUGUACCUGUCUAAUCUGGCCAAUCAGAUUGACCGCGAUUGUGGUGCUGAGGACAUUCCAUUGGUCAUUAUCUUGGAUGAUAUCAGUGACGCGUCUUCCAUCACUGACCUGGUCAAUAGUGCACUGACCUGCAAAUAUCACAAAUGUCCUUAUGUCAUUGGAACCACCAAUCAGUCUGUUAAGAUGCCAUCCAAUCAUGGCCUGCAUCUCAGCUUCAGAAUGGUCACCUUCUCCAACAACGUGGAGCCUGCAAAUGGGUUCCUAGUGCGUUACCUGCACAGGAAGUUGAUCGAGGCUGAGGAUGAAAGCACUGUUCACAGUGCUGAGGUGCUGAGGGUUCUGGACUGGGUGCCUAAACUCUGGUACCAUCUCCAUACCUUCCUGGAGAAACACAGCACCUCAGACUUCCUCAUAGGUCCCUGCUUCUUCCUGUCUUGUCCAGUAAAGUUAGCAGAGUUUCGCUCCUGGUUUAUUGACCUCUGGAACCAGUCCAUUAUUCCUUAUCUUCAGGAGGGAGCUAAGGAUGGUGUGAAGGUCCAUGGUCAGAAAGCAGCAUGGGAGGAUCCAGUGGAGUGGGUGAGGGAUACGCUGCCCUGGCCUUCAGCUCAACAGGACCAGGCCAAACUCUUUCACCUCCCUCCGCCAACCACCGGCCCCAACACUGCUCCAACACAGCAGCCUAGUGACGACAGGGUCACAUCCAACAAGGACACAUCUCUGCCCACAAUGGAGUCCGAUCCACUGAUGGCGAUUCUGUUGAAACUCCAGGAAUCUGCCAACUACAUUGAAACACCCGAACGGGAUAUUUCAGGCAACCCCACUUUCUAGGCUGAGCUAAAUGACUUGAGAGCUUCCUAAUGGCUAGGGCUGUUACAAAACACUGUUCUGUACAGCUGAUUUGCACCUCCUGUCUCCUUCAAAAGGUUUGUGAGAGUCAAGAAGAGGAACUGUCAAGAACAUCCAUGCCAAGAAGUCUGAAAGAAAAACUAAAGAACUGAUCCUGCCAGAUCUGAGCGAGAAUCUUUUUUGCACUGUUGUCUUAACCAGACCUUCCUUUGCUUAUUUAACCUGCAAGUUGCAUGGCAAUACUUGCAACUGGGGAUUGUGAAGAUUGGAUUAUUGUGAAGAUGAAAUGUUCUUGUCUGUCAUACUGGGAACAAAAUUUGCUCCACAUUUGUUCGAUAUUACUUUUGUUUUGGGUAAUAUCUGACCAUAUGGACCAAAAUCUAUUUAUUCUUGUUUGCAAAAGUACCGACAUUCCAUCCUCAAAAUCAAGUUGCCUGAACCCUGUACACAAAGGUGCGGUUACAUUUAGACCAACUCGCAUGGAUGCAAAACAUAACGUACAAGAUGGUGCUUAGAAUUCAGCCUUAAAUGAUGUCCCUCCAUAUAUCAUUAAGUCAGUCCCAUAGCAAUCUGAUUAUUACUCUAUAUUACCUCACAGUUUGCAUAGUGAUGCAGUUUUAAGGUGCAGUAUAUACCCAUAACCAGGUUGCAUUCAUUCCUAUCAAACACACAGACAUCGGACAGAUGUAGACUGUAGAUCUCUGAGAGGAUGCACUUUGAUUCUUAGCUUUCAAUCAAGAGCACUUACUGGUUGUUCAAGGUUUGUAGGUUGUUCGUUUCAAUGGUGAUUUGCAGCAACAAAGCAACCAAAAGUCAUUUGUUUUGAGUUUGAGGCGACAUGAGCAAUAGAUACUGUUGGUGAUUGACAAAGUUCAGUUAUAUGCAAAUAUACCAAUGGGAGAACAGAAAAUGAAGCUCAUGUGAUCUGCCACCUGAUAUUGUUGGUCGUUUAUUGCCUACAAAACUUUAAGGCGGCACUUGGAGAUGCAGCAGAGCUGAGCAUGACUGCAGUAUGGCUCAUGUGAUGCACCGCCUGAUACAGUCGGAGGGCGACCUCAGGCGAUUUAAUCAUUGUCAGUAAUAACAGAGGUGCUGUUACCGGUGCACGAGAACAGUAUGCAACAUCUUACUUUCAGUAACUAUCUAUGUGCGUCCAGUGCAUUUGACCUUAUCAAGAUAAUCAAAGGCUUCUCACUGAUACUCCAAACCCACUUGGCUUUGUGCUGUAGCAUUACUGUAGCAACUAAUGUAGGCCUUGUUUCCACCUGGUAUUAACAUGCAUUUCAAAUGCAUCUAAUGUGACCUUUUGUGAUUGGAUUUUGUUGAGUCAUUCCCCUUUUAUUUUGGAAUUCUCAACAUCUCUUUUGCAAGAGCACCAAGUGUGGCAAACAAAUACCAUGGAAUGAAGGAACCCAUGUUGCGCAGCUUACAAGCGAGCGGGAAUGGAAGAAAAUGAAAAAAAAGAUAAAGAUGGCAGCUGCAAUUUGGAUCAUAAUCUCUUGUUUAUGAUGAAAUUGCUUAAGUUUUAGCUUCAGUUUGAGUCGCUUGUUUUGUGUGCUUUCUUUCAACAUGUCUCAAAACGAUCAUGUGUUAGUUAAGGGUGGGUGGCGUCUAGGCAUCCAGGACAAAUAAGAAUUUACAUUGUAUAUGUGAUGUGGUCACAUGCAUUUUUGACUACCUCCAUUUGUGGUUUCAGUGAUUCGAUCACAGUUUUAGACCCUGUUUACACCUGUAUUUAGUACCGGACACUUGUGAUCGGAUCACCAAAAACACAUGUUAAUACAAGGUGGAAACAGGGCAGUAAAUAUACUGGAUAUUGACUCCACUGCCUGAACAAAUGAAGCCAAUUUGAGCUGCUGCAAAAUAAGAUGCAGAUAGAUUGGGUUUGAAAACAGAUCAGGAUUGUUUGCAGUGUGAACAAAGCCAAAAUGGUUUAAACAAUUUAUGUCUGGAGGAGGUUUAGUCAUUUGUGUUUGGACUUUGUUAUGUCUAGAGGUUCAAUCACAUCAGUGUUCACUUACAGUUUUACACGCACUUAUGUCCUUUGGUGUUUUGUAACAAUGUAGCCAGUUUUGGAUUUAACAUUGCAUUUGUUUUUAUUUCUGGCAACUUCAAGUCACAGGACGACCCCAUAUCAGGGUCUUUUACAAACUCUCAUAUCAUUCCAGUAACAAUUGUAACACUGACAGAAUAUCUUGUAAUUCAAUUCACAUUUAAAAAAUAACAAUGGUGGAUUGCAACUCGUGAAUGCGUUUGCUAUUGGCUGAUUACAGGUGCUCCAGAUCUGUAUGUGCAUGAAAGCUUCAACUCUGAGGAACAUUAUAGCUAAAAAAGACACCAAAGGAUGUGUUGGCAACCAGUCUACAAGAGCAAAAUGAUUUUUUAACCUAAAUUACCAAACUGAAACUGAAUUUCUCAUGUAUAUGUACUAACCGGUUAGUACUAGCACUAUAGCAAUGUCAUGAAACUGUGCCGUUGUAAUCUCAGAAUGUAAAUUGGAUCAAAACUUAAGUUUGCCAACACACCUAGUGCUCUUGAUGAUGCUUGCCGCCUCUUGUGCUCGUGUUUACGUGUCCUAUUACUGUCAGAUGUAGCUCUCCAAAUGAAUAACCAGAGGAGGAUUUUUUUAAAGGUCUUUUUUGUACAUGUUUGUUUUUACUAAAGGAUCUAAGGCUGACAUUUGUAAAUAGAUUUACAAAAAAAUUGCCAAAAAAAAUACAAACAAAAAAGGUCUUGGGUAGAAUAAACAGAGCAAGGUUAAAAUAUCACAACUAUGAACUGAAUGUGUCUGGUUAGAUAUACAUUACAGCGAGGAUCGCGGUCAUCUCUCAGUUAUCGCCUUUCCUGUAGAGGCAAGUUAACUGCCACAAAGUAACUAGAUCAUGUUGCCUAUGUACAUGUUUCACUAUAAAAGUGUCCUCCGUAUUCUCUUCCGGAUCGUACAAGGUAUUGAAUGGCUUUUACGAUUGAGUUGGCCAUAACAACCCAUUAAAAAACAGUCAAAUGAAGUGCUUUAGCGGUGCUUCAGCUCACACAAGUACCUCAAAAUGUGUCUUAACAGCUCAUCGUAUGAUCGUAAACUUCCCUUAACCGCUUAAGGAUAGUUUGGGGCUUUGGGGAAGAUUGUCAUGAAAAUGUGCCUAAUAUAAGCCAACUCGUUGGACAUUGCAAUACCUAAACUAUUAUGUUUUGCAAGGGAUUGUUUGCUGUGGAGGAUAAGAAUGCGAGCGAACGUGUCAUCCUUUUUUAUGCUAGCUUAUAAAUAACAUUGAGAUUUGAGCUCGCCGGUAGUCUCGUUUCCAAAUGUCCUGGAAAUCGAGGCUGCUUUGCCAGCUAGCACAAACUAAAGCCAUUUCCCACUGUCUCUCAGAUAUAUUUGCCAUCAUAGUACAGUGUGCUUUACCAUAUCUGCUGUCUUGCAUAUGAACUGAUACAGUUUGGACAACCUAAAAUGGAGUGUCUAAGUCUUGAUUAAUUUAUUCAAUAAUUUGUUACUGUUUUACGACUAACAAUGCUGAAUGUUCAAGCAGGCACAUUAAUAAUACAAAACCUGUGCUUUAAAAACUCACUUUUUCCACUUGUUUUAGAUUAAACGGGUUCAAUAUUGUUUAGUCAAAACAGAUUCAUGAUUUGUCACUAUGCAGCGUUGGAAUAACAUUGUAGAGUUGAGGUGUUAGUACCAAUGACAGAAAACAAUGGCAUAUGUAAUAAGCUAAUGUGCAGGUUUGAUGGUGUUUUAAUGUUGAUGUGUAUCACCAUUGUUUGUCUGGAAAAACACAUUGGACCUACCAAACAAAAUCUAUGUUUUUCUUUUUGUUCUUCUUCCUCUUUUUUUCCUGCUUUCUCUUUAAUAAAUCUUUCUAUUUUGUAUAGAACAUUGCAAUUGUAAACAUUGUAAAUAGUAAACUCAUCCGCGACCACAAUCACAGUAAAAUAUGAAAAGAUCCAGCCCUAUGAUGAGGCACCUUUUGUUAUUGUUGGUUUUAUUAUUAUUUUUUGCAAACUGUCUGCUGGAAAGGGGUUAUAAAGGCAUGUGCUGAUCUGAGAGAAUUUCUUCCAUCAAAUAUUCACUCACGUUUCCAAUAAACUCGUGCCAUCCCUA
Messenger RNA from Sinocyclocheilus grahami, 10915 nucleotides. Its product is annotated as neuron navigator 1-like. Gene Ontology annotation, molecular function: ATP hydrolysis activity. NCBI's taxonomy places the organism in Eukaryota, Metazoa, Chordata, Actinopteri, Cypriniformes, Cyprinidae. Gene Ontology annotation, biological process: neurogenesis; microtubule bundle formation; neuron migration. The transcript is spliced from 32 exons. The coding region runs from base 181 to 6795 and encodes 2204 amino acids. Gene Ontology annotation, cellular component: axon initial segment; microtubule cytoskeleton. The record is from RefSeq and is a predicted model, not a curated record.